AUGUUACGACGACGAGAUUGCCGACUUUUGCAGGAUUCAAAAGUCAUCCCUACAGACAAUGUGGCCGCCCAACAUCAUUUGCUCAUCAUGGACUUGAAAACCUCCCGUCCAAGGAAGAGACAUCCAAGGACUGAAACACAGCGCAUCAAAUGGUGGGAUGUGAAGGAUCGAAAGGCGGCAAUUCGUGAGAAGGAGCCGAAGUACAAGCUCAGGUGGAGGACACGUCAGCCUGAAGAUCGGAGCGCUUACCUAGCGACGGAGAGGGAUGCUAAGAAGGCAGUCUUCAAGUCGAAGUCCGACCGUUACAAGUCUGUGUACGGCAUGCUUGAUACCAGAGAAGGCGAGCUGGCGAGUUCUGCUAUCCUCCCAUCACAACUGUUCCCAGCGUCGAGGAUCCUGUUUUACCUUUUGUGGCCCGCAACUCCAUUUAACAAGAUCAUUGCAAAAGAGCGGACUCCAGACGUUUGGCAAACUUCCGUGACCGUGCCUUUGGGAAAUGAGAUGAAUGAGAAAGGAGACAUUGCUGACUGCACUUCAUACAGGCCUAUACGACUGCUGUGCACUCGAUCUUCUAGCACCUUCCAGACAUCAACAGGUACGUCAUCAGGACCGGUUGCCUUGUUCGAUUUCACUUUUACGAGGGCAGCACUAACUUCGACGGCAGUAACUGGUAAAACAGGAUCCUCGACGCUGGGAACAGUUGUGAUGGGAGGAUAG
Molecule: messenger RNA, 717 nt
Organism: Necator americanus (New World hookworm)
Lineage: Eukaryota; Metazoa; Nematoda; Chromadorea; Rhabditida; Ancylostomatidae
Exons: 3
Coding region: 1-717 (238 amino acids)
Source: RefSeq, a predicted model, not a curated record